ACAAACUUACAAAAUUGUACUUGAAAAGAAAAAAAUCCUCUCCAAGUUCUCAAUUUCUUUUUGAAAAUUUCCUUUUAAAAGAAAUGGCAGAUAACUCCCAGAAGAUGAGCCAUCAGAUUGGAGAAGCCAAGGGUCAAGCACAGGAGAAAGCGAGCAAUUUGAUGGACAAGGCAGGUGAUGCAACUCAAUCAGCUAAAGAGUCAGUGCAAGAAGCAGGACAACAGAUGAGGGCCAAAGCAGAAGAUGCAGCUGAUGCCGUCAAGGAUGCCACCGGAAUGAACAAAUGAAGCCUCUACGAUACAUAAAUAUGAUAGCUUUAUAAAAUAAAUGCUAUCGUAGACCUUUUAUAGCGUUCUUACAAUUUUCCGUUUCUCCAUUUUUAUGCUCUGCAAUGCUUCCUUUUAGUUUUUCCUUGGGCUAUGUUAUGGCUAUUUCUUGUGUCCUCCUCUCAAUAAGAGAAUAAGAGAUAUUUGAUAAGAAUGGUACAAACUUAUGCUGUCAA
This is a messenger RNA of Cucumis melo (muskmelon), 502 nucleotides long. Its product is annotated as stress-induced protein KIN2-like. The coding region runs from base 84 to 287 and encodes 67 amino acids. NCBI's taxonomy places the organism in Eukaryota, Viridiplantae, Streptophyta, Magnoliopsida, Cucurbitales, Cucurbitaceae. The transcript has 2 exons. The record is from RefSeq and is a predicted model, not a curated record.